Stomoxys calcitrans (stable fly) is the source of this 2735-nucleotide messenger RNA. RefSeq names its product kinesin-like protein Nod (gene nod). The record is from RefSeq and is a predicted model, not a curated record. Gene Ontology annotation, molecular function: ATP binding; microtubule motor activity; microtubule binding. Bases 150 to 2573 code for a protein of 807 amino acids. The transcript is spliced from 11 exons. Gene Ontology annotation, biological process: mitotic spindle organization; microtubule-based movement. Lineage: Eukaryota; Metazoa; Arthropoda; Insecta; Diptera; Muscidae.
CAAAUGAUUGUUGGCAGCACUGAGAUCUCGAUAAACAGUUGAAAAUUUAAUUUCAAGCGUCCGCCAGAUUUUCUUAUAUAUUUUUUUUCUUAAUAAAGCUAGAUUGUGGUUGCAUUUAUGUUUUAUUUUAUCAAAUCUUUUAUUGCAAUAUGAAUAGUUCCAACGAUAAUUGUGCUGUAAAGAUUGCAGUUCGGGAAAGGCCGGUCAGGGAGUCCUUGAAAACAAGCAAGGACCCUAGCGUAAUCAGCUACCAUCCAAAUGCUAAUAUUCUGAUUGUUGACGAGAGGCCAUUUACAUUCGAUUAUGUCUUGGGUCCAUCUGUUACACAAGCGCAAGUCUUUGAAGAGUUGAUUAAGCCCCUGGUGACUAACUUGAAGCAAGGUUACAACUGUACUGCUUUAGCAUAUGGGCAGACUGGAACGGGGAAAUCUUAUAGCAUGGGAUUGGAUUCAGUUAAUUUUGAAGGCGAAAAUAUUGGUGUUAUACCCCGCUGUCUAAAAGAAAUGUUCACCAUAGAGGAAAAUCAAAUUGCCUCAGAAACUAAUACAAAUUUUCCUACAGAGAAAAAGGUGUUGUCCGUGUCGUUCAUAGAGAUUUAUAAUGAAAAGGUAUAUGAUCUAUUGGCAGAGAACGUUAACGAACCUAUUAUAGCAAAAGGUUAUAGAUAUACUGGUGGAUCCCGUAAAACCUUAAAAAGCAUAGAAGACUGUUAUGCUAUUCUUAUGCAGGGUAAUAAAAAUCGCCAUGUUCGUCCAACGAAAAUGAAUACUCAAAGCUCUCGCUCGCAUGCAAUAUUUACCAUACACAUGCAGCGCUUUUCAAAGAAUGCUAGCGAUGAGGAGACUAUUAUAUCUUCUUGUAUGAAUAUUGUGGAUCUUGCCGGUUCUGAAGGUGUGCGUCGCACCGGUCACCAAGGGAUGGCUAUGUCUGAAGGUGUUAACAUCAAUCAGGGUUUGUUGUCAAUAGGAAAAGUCUUACAAGCCAUGACAAUGGGAAGUAAAGUCAUACCGUAUCGCGAUAGCGUACUUAGUUCUGUGCUACAAGAUUCCCUCAAUGCAAAUUCAUAUUUAACGCUCUUGGCUUGUAUAAGCCCGCAUCGCGAGGAUUUGAGUGAAACUCUUUCAACUCUAAGAUUUGCCCAGAAUGCCAAACAAUUGAAAAAUACGCCACAAAUCAAUAACAUAAUAGCUGAUAUUAAGAAAAAUGCAAAGAUCAAACAGACACCAUAUAAAGUGAGGCCCUUACAGCUCAGUAAUACUAACAAAACGACACCAUUGAAACGGAGUUAUAGUGCCUUGAAUGGUUUUCCACCUAAAUCGGCGGUAAAGAGCAACACUUUUUGUACACCCAAAAAGCAACGGGUGGAGAUUAAUAGAUGCAAUCAGACCGAAAUAGCCACCAACAACAACAGGCCAAAGCUAUCGAAUAUAGCCAUGAACCUACCACAAAUGGGGCAAUUGGAAUCUACCCACAAUCGAGAGUCAUUAUUCAAUCGCAGUUUGGACUCUAAUGGAUCUUUAUUGAGUUUGAAUAUAUCAACCUCAACAGCCGUUGAUGGUCCUGUCAACAACAAAGGGAACAAUAAUGACAAUCUCAACAACAACAGCAAUUUCAGCCCAGUUAUACGAAAAUAUAUGACGGAAUUGGAAACUGGUUUGGAAAAGAAGUUUAUGGAAAUUUUGCAACGUAAUUUGCAUGCUUUCAUUCCAACCCAAACUCCUGCUCCUACUCCUGCUCCAGUAUCUUUGAGCCAAAACAAAACGCCAUUUCCAUCAUCGGUACGUCAGGAAAUAAAAAGUAUUAUGAAAGAAGUUCUAUGCGAAAGUCCCUUAAAGGCAGAUGCAAAAUGCAAGCUGUUUAAUUCUAGCGCCGACUUAUUCAAAAUUCCCGAAGUGCCUGAGGAGAAAAAUGACCGACCUAAAACUUCAAGUCCAAAUUUAGGCAACGAACGAGCUUCGUUUACCGAAACCUUUUUUGCAGGAGCAUCAUCUUGCGAUAAAAAUGUUUUGAGGCGAUCAAUUCGAAGAUCUCGUCGUAUUUCCGAACGUUUUUGUGUUAAUGAGUCUGUACUCAAUGAAACACAAGAGCCAAACAUAUUAAAUGAUAGCAAAAAGCAUGCCACUCGCCGAAGUUCUCGUCGGUCGGUUUUGCAAAGUUAUAUUGAUAAACGUCGUAGUAUACGACUUGCAUCUCAUCCCGAAUCAGUUGAGCAACCAACGACAUCCUUACCCUCAAAGACACCUAAGAAGUCUAGAAAGUCGUUAUCAACAUCGAAGUCAAGUAAAACAAGUCAUUCUUCUAGCGGUGUCUUAAUAUCCCAAAUUUGCAAUGCUACAUCUACAAAUAGUAAAACAAACCUGAGUAGGCAUCGAAAAGCAAUUUUGGAACUCCUCAACAAAGGCUCAAUGAAGGAAAUACAAAUCUUACCAAUGGUUGGCCAGAAGCGAUCGUUUCAGAUAGUCACUCAAAGAACACUUCAUGGUAAAUUUAAAAAUUGGCAACAAGUUGAAAAGCUUCCUUUAUGGCGUGGCAAGGAGUGGGAACGAUUUGCAGAGGCAAAUUGUUUGCUGUGAGUUGGCCUAGACUGCAAUACAUAUUCAUAUUUCUAUUUAAAUCAAUAAUUUAGUGUGAUAUUUGUUAAUAUUGUUAAGAUAUUGUAUUGAAUAAUAAACAAAUUAUGAUUAUUUUUAUGAUACCUUUACAGAUUGGUAGUUAAUAAAAAUAUUCGAAUUAAA